Molecule: messenger RNA, 1987 nt
Organism: Meira miltonrushii
Lineage: Eukaryota; Fungi; Basidiomycota; Exobasidiomycetes; Exobasidiales; Brachybasidiaceae
Product: MFS general substrate transporter
Exons: 3
Coding region: 312-1943 (543 amino acids)
Biological process (GO): transmembrane transport
Cellular component (GO): membrane
Molecular function (GO): transmembrane transporter activity
Source: RefSeq, a predicted model, not a curated record
CAAUCUCAAUCAUUUUUGUCUUGGCAAUAAAGUGGGGUACCUGCUGUGGUUCCUGAUUUACAUUAUUUUGUAUCAUUGGCUUAUCUUUUUGUUAUUUCAAAUUGUAACCCUGCCUUUGCGUAUUCACUUUUUUGCAGUCAGGACUGCCACUUCACGACACGAAAGGCUCAUACAAUCAAGACACAGUCGUUCAUACUGCCACAUUCAACGAUGAAGAACGCAAUCAAGCACCAAAGAAUGGUUUACCCAACCUAGCAGAAGAGCAAUUACGACAAGCAGCUUUAUCAAAUGGCAUCAAUGAAAAGAAGUUGAUGCGAAAAGUAGACUUUCGAUUGGUUCCUUGGUUGAGUGUUUUGUACUUGUUGAGCUUCUUGGACAGAAGUGCGAUCGGAAAUGCUCGUCUUUAUGGAUUAGAACAGGAAUUAGGCAUGUUGGGUACAAACAAAUUUGGAAUUGCAAGUGCAGUUUUCUUCUUUCCUUAUGCAUUAUUCGAAGUACCGUCAAAUAUCCUUUUGAAAAGGCUUAGACCUUCAGUAUGGUUCCCAAUUAUCACUUGUUUAGUCGGAAUUUGCAUGUUGUCUCAAGGUGUAGUUUCUUCCUAUCAUGGUCUUUUGGUAGCACGUUUCUUCUUGGGUGUAACGGAAGCUGGAUUGUUUCCUGGUGCAAACUUUCUUUUAUCUGGAUGGUAUCGUCGUUCCGAAUUCGGUUUAAGAGCAAGUCUUUUCUUCAGUGCUGCAACGGUCAGUGGUGCAUUUGGUGGUUUAUUAAGUGCUGCGAUUCAUAAUAUGGACGGAGUAGGAGGUUAUUCGGGAUGGCGAUGGAUUUUUAUUAUAAUUGGUUUGGCAACAUUUUGUAUUGGUAUUCUUUCGAUUUGGUUAUGUGAAGAUUUCCCGGAUACGGCAAAAUUUUUAAACGAAGAAGAAAGAAGUUUUAUCAUUCAAAGAUUACAAACUGAUCAAAAAUAUUCGGCUGCAGGUGAAAAGUUCACCAUGAAUUCGUUUUGGAAAGCCAUUUUCGAUUGGAAAACGUGGGCCGGAAUGCUUAUCUAUAUGGGCGUUGAUGGUCCACUUUAUGCAUUUUCAAUCUUUACGCCUUCUAUCGUGAAGGCUUUAGGAUAUUCUUCAACAAGAGCAAAUUUGAUCUCCGUUCCAAUCUACGCUUUCGCUUGUAUUUGUACGGUGGUUGUAGGAUUCUACUGUGAUAGAAAAGGACAUCGUGCAUUAGUCAAUAUGGCAAUGAUUUCGAUCGGAAUAACGGGAUAUGUUAUUUUGGCAGCAAGUAGAGUUCCGGGUUUAUCGUAUUUUGCGAUCUACCUAGCCGCUGCUGGAAUUUAUCCUUGUAUUCCAAAUACGAUUGCUUUAACGUCUGCAAGUAUUGAAGGAACAUACAAACGAUCUGUUGUAAUGGCAUGGAUUAUUUCAUUCGGAAACAUUAAUGGUGCAGCAACUACAAAUGUUUAUUUGCCUAAAGAUGCUCCUUGGUAUCCAAUGGGUCACGGUAUCAUUAUCAUGUAUUUGGCUAUCGGUUGGAUUGCAACUGCAGUCUAUUUGUUCGGUUUACGAAGAGCAAACAAACGACGUGCACAAGGAUUAUGUGAUGAAACAAUCUUGCAAGAUGAUGAACAAGUUUUAUCACAUCGUCAAGAUUCUCCAACCGAAUCUAGAUCCGAUGCAGAAGGUACAAAUACAGCAGUAAACGCACUUUCAACUGCAGCUGCAGCAAAUAGUACUUCGAUCGAACAAAAUAUUGAUCCUCUUUUGUUCCAACAAGCUCAAGAUGCACGAGAAGAACAAAUGCAAAAAGAACGUCAAUCAGGAUUAUUUGGAAAAUUCAACGCUUUACGACGCAGAUUUGGCGAAAUGGAAGGUGGAACAUAUGCUACCGGAUCUGAAGCAAGAGCUCACAAAGGUGACGCUUACAGUAAAUUUGUAUACUCAUACUAGACUUCACAAUUCUCUCUUUCUCUCUGUUCUCUCUUCGCAUCUGC